AUGACGGUCACGUUGGAGUCGGGUGACUGCCGAAGUCUUCAAGACGUCGUCUCGAAGCUCCGGGCUCAAGGCAUCAGUCGUUUCAUCGACCUCCCACAAAUCAUCGUCUGUGGUGAUCAGUCGUCAGGCAAAAGCUCCGUUCUAGAGGCCAUCUCGGGCAUGUCGUUCCCUGCCAAGGAUAAUCUUUGCACUCGCUUCGCCACCGAGGUCGUUCUUCGCAAGUGUGACACCAUCGGAACCAAGAUCACCAUUAUCCCAGGCUCAAACCGCUCCGAUGACGAAAAGAAGCAGCUCGCCGACUUCACAUGCAGCACUGAAGGUCUUGACAUUGGCCGGGUGGUCGACGCCGCCAAAGUGGCCAUGGGCUUGGCCGACGGCGGCAAAGUCUUCAGCACAGAUGUGCUUCGGGUCGAGAUCUCGGGCCCCGACCAGCCGCACCUCACCAUGGUUGACCUCCCUGGUCUCUUCGUCGCGGGUAACAAAGAUCAGUCUACCCAGGAUGCCGAGGUCGUCGACGCGCUCGUCAUGUCUUACAUGGAAAACCCUCGUACCAUAAUCCUUGCCUGCGUCUCGGCCAAAAGCGACUUUGCUUUGCAGCAAGUUACCCAACGGGCCCGUGCCGUCGAUCCCAAGGGCCUUCGUACACUGGGGCUCAUCACCAAGCCCGACACGCUCGAUGCCGGCUCGGAUAGCGAGGGGUCGUAUUUAGCCCUUGCCGAGAACAAAGACGUCAAGUUCCGGCUUGGUUGGCACGUCGUGCGCAACCGAGAUUACAAGCAGCGCAACAUAUCCACGGCGGAGCGUGACCAGAUGGAGGCCAGCUUCUUUUCUCGCGGCAUCUGGGCUGCUUUGCCGCCAUCCCAGGUUGGAAUCGCCGCGCUACGGGCGCGAUUGAUCAAAGUCUUGACAGACCAUCUCAUGAAGCAUCUUCCUGUCGUGCUCGACGACAUCGAGAAGGGCAUUGUUGACUGCGAACGUAUCAUCGCCAAUUUGGGCCUGACGCGCCAAACCACAGCCGAGCAGCGUCGCUAUCUUCUCCAUGCGAGUAACAACUACUGUGCCUUGAUCAGGGCCGCAGUAGAUGGCAUGUAUGGUGAUAUGUUCUUCGCCAUCACCGACAACGAAGAUUACACGCCGAGGCGGCUUCGUGCUGCAGUCCAGAACAGUCUGUCCAAGUUCGCCGAAGACAUGCGUCUCAGAGGCCACUAUUCUUUCAUCGCGGAAGAGGACGAUAAAGAGAACAACGUAUACCCGAAACAAAUACGUCGCGAUGAGUACCUUAAACAAGUCAAGGACUUGAUGCAGAGGAGCCGAGGCCGAGAGCUCCCGGGUACAUUUAACCCCCUGAUCAUCUCUGAACUGUUUAUCAAGCAGUGCAAGCCUUGGAAGGGUCUUAUCGAUGCCUUGGUUAAGAGCAUCCUAGACGACGCCAACACGACCGUUCAAGCCGCAAUCACUCAUGUGACAGAUCCGCAGACCGCCGAUGCCCUCCUGAGGACAGUCGUGGCCCCAGGGAUCGCCGUCCUGGGUAGCGCAUUAGCCGAAAAGGUAACCGAGAUCUUACAAUCAUGCAUAUCUGCGCAUCCUAUCACAUACAACAACUACCUUAUCGAGACUGUGCAGAGGAUGCAACGAGCCCGCUCCCAGAGGGUGAUUGAAACCUGCCUGGAGACGCACUUCAAUCACGUCAGUUUCGGAAAGAACGUUUUCAAAGAGACUCUCUCUCUCGGCAGCCUCGCCAAGCAGCUCUUGUCGUCGACAGAGCCCGACAUGGAACACUUUGCUGGCUCCCUGGCAACUGAUAUGAUGCAGGCUUAUUACACAGUUGCCUUGAAGAGAAUUGUGGACGAUGUCAGUGUGCUGGCAAUCGAGAGCUGCCUACUCAGCAAACUUGAGGGCCUACUCUCCCUCGAUAUCAUUUGCGACCUCGACGACUACAUGGUCCGCCACAUCGCUGGCGAAAGCGACGAGGUGACUAUGGAGCGGGCCAGAGCCGCCGAGAAGCUCCAUGUCCUUGAGGCGGGCGCGGCCGAGCUCAAGGCUCUCCAGAGAAAGCCUAUGAGUUCCACUUAG
Messenger RNA from Pyricularia grisea, 2073 nucleotides. RefSeq lists its product as uncharacterized. The transcript has 2 exons. NCBI's taxonomy places the organism in Eukaryota, Fungi, Ascomycota, Sordariomycetes, Magnaporthales, Pyriculariaceae. The record is from RefSeq and is a predicted model, not a curated record. Gene Ontology annotation, molecular function: microtubule binding; GTP binding; GTPase activity. Gene Ontology annotation, cellular component: membrane; cytoplasm; microtubule. Bases 1 to 2073 code for a protein of 690 amino acids.